AUGCCGACAGCAUCAGCAACCCUUCUUGGCGCCGGUUCGGCGUUUAGGACCACAUCCGCAGAAGGCGCUACACAUCCACGAUUAAAACCCGCGGGGACAGCGGCACGAAGGUCCUUGUCGUCGACUUCGGGGGCUCGUGGCGGCAGCGCGUCCCGGCAGGCUCGCGCCGAACGUCGAAGCACCUCUCCGCUUGUGACGAGCCGCCACAACUACGUGCCUUUGCCGCGAUACCCAGACCAGCAACUGCGACAGUACUUCCACACGUAUUUCGUCACGCAUCUUCCCUCGUCGUCGCUUCAUCCGGACUCGCACCGCACCAUUGGCCCCGGCCACAAACUGCCCCGCGAUGCGUCGACCCCCCAUACGCCGAGUCCCGGUCUGUCUCCCGCCGCCGUGUCCAUUCCCAACAUGCAGAGUCGAGACCUGACUGUGGUCCGCAUACCGCUGCGGAGGGCGAAGCAUCAUUUCGGCUCCGCGACGGCCAGGGGGAGCAGGCCGUAUAACGAGGAUACGGACCAGGCCGGCACGGUGGACAUACCUGCCUUCGCGAAGAGGGGUCCCAUGAGCGUGAGGCAAAAACCAGGCGAAGCCACUCCGGCCGACAGCGUGUUGGGCGAUCCUCAAAUAUUCUACUUUGGCGUCUUUGACGGCCACGGAGGCACACAAUGUUCUCACUUCCUACGAGACGAGCUACACGGAUACAUUGAGGAGGCAGCCAUUGAGUUCGGCCUGCAAAGCAGCCUGCGAAAGAGCAAGCCCGGGAGAGACCAGCAAAAGCCCGCAAUCGGCGAAAAGCCGACGUCAAAACAACGAGCCCUUGACUCGAUUGACAUGAAAUCCGCCAAGGACGUCGAAACGAAAAUGGACGUGCCCGACGCGGAGAACCGCAGAUUCGUCGGCGACCCGCCGAACCACGGACAGGCCCUCCCGAGCGCCAAAUCACCACCGGCCGAGUCGCAGAACAUGGACAAGGCCAUCAGACUCGAGCGCGACCUCGUCAAGGCCUACGGAACCACCAUAGGCGGCUACUUUCGCCGCUUCAACCCGGAGCAUUUCGACACGUCCCCCGAAGCUGGCAAGCAGGCCUCCAUCACGGUCGAGUCCAGCCUGGCGUACGCCUUCCUCCGCGCCGACCUGGAUUUUGUGUCGGCGCAAGCUCGCAAAGCCGACCCGGACGACUCGGACCAGCCCCUCAACGACGACGAGAUCCUGGGCGCCCCCCACGCGACGCCGUCGGGCCACGGCAUCGGCGGGACCACGCGCUUCAAGGGCGGCUCGACGGCCUCGGUGGCACUCAUAUCGACGCCCACGACGGCGCCGUUCUGGCACCCGGCCGCGCACUCGACCCUCGUGGCCGCGCACGUGGGCGACUCGCGCAUCCUGCUGUGCGAGACGGCCACCGGCCUCCCGCACCCCCUGACGUCGGACCACCACCCCACGACGCCCACGGAGAGCCGGCGCCUCCGCCGCUACGCGCCCGCCGGCUCCAUGGUCACGGGCGACUCCUUUGGCGAGGAGCGCAUCGCGGGGCUCGCCAACUCGCGCGCCUUUGGCGACAUCAAGUCCAAGCGCAUCGGGGUGUCGGCCGAGCCCGAGAUCACGCGCGUGGAGAUGGGCCCCGCCGAGUUCUCCUUCCUCGUCCUCAUGAGCGACGGCGUCUCGGGCACCCUGAGCGAUCAGGAGAUCGUAGACGUCGUCAAGGAGGCCAAGACGCCCGAGCAGGGCGCGCGCAACGUCGUCGAGUACGCGACCGAGGUGUCCAGGGACGGCGACAACGCCACCUGCCAGGUUGUCCGGCUGGGCGGGUGGGAGAGACGGUCCGAGGGCGGGCUGGGCAGCAUGGGCACCAAGGAGAUUAGGGACAUUAGGAAAGCGGAGGCGCAGGACCCCAGGAGGGGCAAGAGAUGA
This is a messenger RNA of Metarhizium brunneum ARSEF 3297, 1908 nucleotides long. RefSeq names its product Protein phosphatase 2C 4 (gene ptc4). The record is from RefSeq and is a predicted model, not a curated record. NCBI's taxonomy places the organism in Eukaryota, Fungi, Ascomycota, Sordariomycetes, Hypocreales, Clavicipitaceae. Gene Ontology annotation, cellular component: mitochondrion. Gene Ontology annotation, molecular function: [pyruvate dehydrogenase (acetyl-transferring)]-phosphatase activity; cation binding. Gene Ontology annotation, biological process: protein dephosphorylation.